Spea bombifrons (plains spadefoot toad) is the source of this 3773-nucleotide messenger RNA. RefSeq names its product astrotactin 2 (gene ASTN2). Gene Ontology annotation, biological process: neuron migration; neuron cell-cell adhesion. The transcript has 21 exons. The record is from RefSeq and is a predicted model, not a curated record. Bases 85 to 3675 code for a protein of 1196 amino acids. NCBI's taxonomy places the organism in Eukaryota, Metazoa, Chordata, Amphibia, Anura, Pelobatidae.
UACUAGUUUUUGUGGUGUAAAAUUCUGUCUGCUGCCACUGUCUCAAAAGGAAAAGCCGAAGGUUGUACGACCAGACUAAUUAGGAUGAAUUGUCAUCUGCUCGACAUGAUGAUUCGUUGCGUAUACCUGCUUCUAUUAGGUCGACUAGUGGUUUUUGCCGAUACGGCCUACGCAUCUUCCCCGUCAAAUUGCAGGCUGAAAACAGUGACGGUAUCUACGUUGCAGGCACUCAGGGAACGGGAGAUGAUGUGGAGCGGCGCUAUUUCUUCACCACCUCCUAGCCCGGGAGAUUCUCGACUUUCCCUUCAGAUCCAUAACGAGGCGCCGGGGAGUGUGUCAGUGAGUGACGAUUUGCAGAACACUGAACCGCCUUUUUUUGCCCUGGAAAUCUCUGGAAAUGUUGAAGACCUUUCUCUUGUGGACUGGACUCAGCAGUGGUUGGCAAAUGGAACCCUUUUCUUCCAUGUUUUCCUGCAUAAUGUAGACCACACCUCCACAAGCAUCCCCCCAACCAUACAAGACCCUUUGCAAGAAAUAGAUGAGCAGUAUCAUGUCCUUAGUGUCUCCAUCAUGGGCGGGCUGAUUGCAAUGCUUCUGCUAUUGCUUGUUUUUUCUGUUGCCCUGUAUGCUCAGCGUCACUGUUACAAGCGGCGGGGGAUUCCACAGAAGAGUGCUAGUACAGAGGCAACUCAUGAAAUCCACUACAUUCCUUCUGUGCUACUGGGAAAUCAUUCACACGACUUUCGAGGUUCAAGAUUGCAACCACACAAUGCAGUUUUGGGAAUGUCCUUACAAGAGACACCUAUUUUGGAUGACUGUGACUGUGAACAUGAGAGUUCACCUUACUGUCCUGAAUUAGGGGCCCGUGCAGCAGAGUACAGGAGUCAUAUGGGUCAAGCAAAUAAGGAAGAGAUGGAGGAACAGAAACGUGGUACCCUAAAGAGUUCACUGAGUCGGUCAGCUAUGACAAUGGUUGGUAUUAGUGCCUGUGUGCUUGCUGUGGUCUGCGGCUCCCAGAUCCCCUGUCAUCUUUCUGUCAAGAUCACACUGCAUGUACCAGAACAUUUUAUUGCUGAUGGAAGCAGCUUUGUGAUACGAGAGGGAAGUUACUUGGAUGUAUCUGACUGGCUGAAUCCAGCCCAGCUGCUUUUGUUUUAUCAAGUAAAUGCUAGUUCUCCUUGGGUGCGAGACUUAUGUGGUCAGAGGACCAUGGAUGCAUGUGAACAGAUAUGCAACCCAAAAACAGGUGACUGCAGUUGUCAUGAGGGCUACUCCCCAGACCCUAAUCAUAGACAUCUCUGUAUACGCAGUGAUUGGGGACAGAGUCAAGGACCCUGGCCUUACAACACACUUGAGAGAGGAUAUGAUCUGGUGACUGGAGAGCAAGCACCAGAGAAGAUAUUGAGGUCCACAUAUAAUCUGGGACAAGGUUUAUGGCUUCCAGUCAGCAAGAGCUUUGUCAUACCCCCUAUGGAGCUAUCAAUAAAUCCCCUGGCAAGCUGUAAAACUGAUGUCCUGGUUACUGAAGACCCUGCUGAUGUACGGACAGAUUCACUUCUGGCGACCCACUUUGAAACUGUAGAUGACCUACUCUCCUCAUUUGGGCCAGUACGGGACUGCUCUUUUGGUAAUGGUGGUUGUUCAAGAAAUUACAAAUGUGUUUCAGAGCGAAAGAUAGACUCCACAGGAUGUGUGUGCCCUGCAGGACUGAGGCCAAUGAAGGAUGGAAGUGGCUGCUAUGAUUAUUCUAAAGGAACUGAUUGCUCAGAUGGAGCCAAUGGUGGCUGUGAACAACUUUGUGUACAGCAGAUAAUUCCUCUUCCACAGGAACCGAGCGAAAGUGCCAUUUACAUGUUCUGCGGGUGUGUGGAAGAAUAUCAACUGGCUCCAGAUGGCAGGUCUUGUCUGACGCUGACUGACAUAUGCGAGGGCCCCAAGUGCCUACAUUCUGACAAUAACCUAAACAACACAUUGUUUGCAGAAAUGCUGCAUGGGUUCAACAACAAAACACAGAGAGCAAAUCAGGGACGUGUUUUCCAGAUGAGCUUCAGGGAGAAUAACUUCAUUAAGGACUUUCCACAACUAGCAGAUGGGUUGUUGGCAAUACCUCUUCCUGUAGAAGAGCAGUGCAGAGGAAUACUUUCUGAACCGCAGCCUGAUUUACAGUCACUUACUGGAAAUGUGAGAUAUAAUGAAGCUAUGGGGUAUCCCAUGGUACAGCAGUGGAGAGUUCGCAGCAAUUUGUACAAAGUGAAACUCAGCUCCAUCACAUUGUCGGCAGGACUUGCUAAUGUGCUAAAGAUCCUAAAUUCUCAGAGUAGCCGAGAAGAAUUACAAAGUGUCAUGCGGUUAUUUGGCUCUCACUACAUCUCAGAAGCACUGUAUGGCUCAGAACUUACAUGUACAAUCCGAUUUCCCAGCAAGAAAGUGCAACAGCAACUGUGGCUCCAGUACCAGAAAGAAACAACAGAGUUGGGGAGCAAGAAGGAGCUGAAAUCUAUGCCAUUUAUUACUUACCUGUCUGGGCUACUUACAGCUCAAAUGCUUUCUGAUGACCAGUUAAUCAUAGGGGUGGAGAUACAUUGUGAAGAGAAGGGGAGAUGCCCGUCUGGAUGCCACCUGUGCAGACAUGCUAAUAAAGAACAAGUCAGCCCUACUCCAGUGCUCUUGGAAAUUAACAAGAUCACUCCACUCUACAUCCUUAUUCAAGAUAAUGCUACUCGAGAGGCCUUUAAAAGAGCUUUUAUGAGCUUAUAUUGGUGCUCUGGAAAAGGAGAAGUAAUUGAAGACUGGUGUCGAUGUGAUUUAAACGCAUUUGAUGAGAAUGGAUUUCCAAAUUGUAGCCCAUUCCCUCCUCCAGCGUUUCAUCUCUCUCCAAACAUGGAGCCAUCAAGCACAGUAGUAGCUGUGGAAUGGCUGGACAUUCAAGUGCCUGUUGGAACUAAGGUUUCAGAUUAUAUCUUGCAUCACAAAAAAGUAGAUGAAUAUACAGACACAGAGUUGUACACAGGUGAGUCCCUGAGUCUUGUGGGCGAUCUAUUAACCGGUUUGGGAACAAGCUGUGUCGCAGCUGGAAGGAGUCAUGGGGAAACCUCUGAAAAAAGUCUGUACUCUGUUAUCUUCAAGUGCCUGGAACCAGAUAGUCUAUACAAGUUCACAUUAUUUGCAGUGGAUACCCAUGGACGGCAUUCUACACAAAACUCAAUAACUUUGCGCACUGCAUGCCCCCUUGUGGAUGAUAGUAAAGCUGAAGAAAUAGCUGACAGAAUCUACACCUUGUACAACGGAUAUACAAGUGGGAAAGAACAGCAGAUGGCAUACAACACCCUCAUGGAGGUUUCUACUUCCAUGCUAGUCCGAAUCCAGCAACACUACAACUCUCUUUAUGAAAAAUUUGGUGACUUUGCCUGGCGCACUGAAGAUGAACUUGGACCACGGAAAGCUCGAUUGGUACUUAGAAGAUUAGAAAGAAUAAGCAGUCACUGUUCAGGCCUGCUCAGAAGUGCUUACAUUCAACAUCGGAUUGACAGCAUUCCUUACUUAAUGUGCCGUAGUGAAGACCUCCCAACUUCUGAAAUAGUUUCUUACAGAAUUCUAAAGGACAAUAAUGUGUUAUGUGAAGAAAAGUUAGUGUCCAUGCCUCGCAAUAUGUAUGGAGACUCAAAAAGCCGAUGACUGUGGCUGCCAGCCUCUCAGCUGCUUUAUACUGUUUGGCAGAAACAUUAGUGGUUAUGCCAGGGUUAAGUAAAAAAUAACAAUGUGAAAUAGAAAAA